AUGGCACGCGUAGCUAUGACAGGGACCGCGGCCGCGGACCCGGUGGCGGACGGGGCUGGUGCGCAAGCGCCGGCCACCGUCAUGCCGCCGGGGAUGCGCAGCGGACGCUGGAAUGGCUCCGAUCGCGUGCAACUGGAGGACGCGGUGAUGGUCGCAAGGAUCGCAGGUGCGUCGCAGGUCAGGCUGAUAAGGCCUGGCUACGCGACCAUCGAGAUCGACCUGAAGCACGAGAAGGCCGCGGGCGACCGCGCGUCGGUGCAGGCGGCGGAGCGCUCGUACGUCGAGCGCACCGCGCCAAAGAAGAAGGAGCUCACCAAGGAGCAGCUCGCGGCUCGGGCCGCGGCACGCAAGGCCAAGAAGGCCCGGCAGAAGGCGCGCCGGGCGAAGGAGGCUGGCGAGCGCGCCGCGAGCGAGGCCGAGCGCGCGGAGGCCCCGCGGGCGCAGCUGCGCGAGAACAUCCAGUACGUGAUGGCCGGGCUGCGGACUGCAGCUGCGCAGACGCGCAGCCAGGCCGGGUCCAAAAUAGAGGUCGAAUAUUCGCUGCCCCCGGAGAGGGACGACGGAUAUCGGCGCGGCCCCAGCAAGGUGUACGCCAAGGUUCCCCAGGGGACCGUGGCGACGACCGUCGCCUCGGACUGGCUCGCAACCGAGCUGGCCGAGUAUGGAGAGAUAGAUGCGGCAUGCCGCGACAGAUUCGUCAUGCACCUGAUGACGGCCGCCGGCGCCUCGGCGCCGGCCGACGCCGUGUUCAGGUUCACAGCCGGCGAGGCGAUGCAGACCUCUCGCCCGAUCUCCGCGUCGGGCGAGGACGACGACGAGGACACCGGCUCCGAGGAGUAUUCCGACGACAGGGCGUCCGACCGCUAG
Molecule: messenger RNA, 867 nt
Organism: Emiliania huxleyi CCMP1516
Lineage: Eukaryota; Haptophyta; Isochrysidales; Noelaerhabdaceae
Exons: 1
Coding region: 1-867 (288 amino acids)
Source: RefSeq, a predicted model, not a curated record